GUAAUGUAUUAAAAAUGUAGUGGGGCGCGAGCUCGUACUGUCACGCGCAGAGUGCUCGCUUCGGGCUGUGGGAGUCUAGAGAGCAACUGUGUGUUCGCUCUCCAGCGGAUAGAAAAGACAACAGUCUUCUGCAGGGGCUCAAAUAACUUCAGUCUGUUUUAUAAAAAAGGGGCAAAGUCAGAAGAAAUUAAACGAGAAAAUAAAAAGACAGCAGUUAGUUGAACAGCUGACGGGACCCUCCACGCUGGCAGUCCGCUGUGAGUUACUUGAAACCGGACCGUUGAUUCAUCCGAACCGCUGGAUUACACUGCCUAAAACCAGCAAAUAACUUUUAGACCACCCUUAAAGUGUUUUUUCUUUGAGUCAGAAGGUUAUUUAACAUAUUUUUGCAAGAUGUUCAGCUGGGCGAACAAAGAUGGAAAGAAAAAGGAUCCCGAACUGUUUCAGACGGUUUCUGACGGGCUGAAGCGACUCUACCGGAACAAAUUAUUUCCACUGGAAGACACGUACCGCUUCCACGACUUCCACUCUCCGGCUCUGGAGGAUGCCGAUUUCGACAACAAGCCCAUGGUACUUUUAGUGGGCCAGUACUCCACAGGAAAAACCACUUUUAUUAGGCAUCUCAUGGAGCAGGAUUUCCCCGGGAUGCGCAUAGGCCCCGAGCCGACCACCGAUUCAUUCAUAGCGGUGAUGUACGGGGAACAGGAGGGUCUCAUCCCGGGCAAUGCUUUAGUGGUUGACCCCAAGAAACCCUUCAGAAAACUCAAUGCCUUUGGAAACGCCUUUCUGAACAGGUUUAUAUGUGCUCAGAUGCCAAAUCCAGUGUUGGACAGCAUCAGCAUCAUAGACACUCCUGGAAUCCUGUCCGGAGAGAAACAGCGGAUCAGUAGAGGUCAGUGGUUUUUUUAUUUUAAUUUUUUAUUAAUUUCCUCUUUCUAUUAUUGCCAUCUGUACUUCUUUUACUAUCCCCUGACUUUCCUUACCGGAGUUACCACAACUACUAAUACAAGCUCCAUUUACAUAGACCGCUUUGAGU
This is a messenger RNA of Carassius auratus (goldfish), 1036 nucleotides long. RefSeq names its product EH domain-containing protein 3-like. The record is from RefSeq and is a predicted model, not a curated record. Gene Ontology annotation, cellular component: cytoplasm; perinuclear region of cytoplasm; endocytic vesicle. Lineage: Eukaryota; Metazoa; Chordata; Actinopteri; Cypriniformes; Cyprinidae. The transcript is spliced from 2 exons. Gene Ontology annotation, biological process: protein localization to plasma membrane; endocytic recycling; endocytosis. Gene Ontology annotation, molecular function: GTP binding; cadherin binding. The annotation marks the transcript as partial.